UUUACUAAUAGAUAUUGAGUGUGUGACGUAAGAAGAAAGAGAACGUUCGCGUAACCUUGGAAUCCCAGCAGGUGGCAACGCUGCACUUUUAAUUACACAUACUGUGCGUUCAAGUGUAUUACAGAAAAUUGUAAUUGAAUUAUAAGUUUAAAUUAUAAUACCAAUUGGAAAGCGACAAACGUGCUGGCCGCAUAACUAGUUAACCGUUAUGGCCAAUCGCACGCGCACCAACACGACCAAGGUCGAGGCUCUCAUUGAGAGCUGUCGCAGCGAAGGCAAAUGGCAGCGCGUUAUCGAGCUGACGGACGAGCUGAAAUCGGGAUCGCCACAUAACGAAUGCUUGGCCAAUUUUUUGGUAGGCGAGGCACGUCUGGAAAGCUAUUUGGAAGAGCAUGCCGUGGCCGCCGAAUCGAACUUUGGCCGUGCCAAAAAUGGCCUGGCUGAAGCCAGACGUUACUUGAAUCUAGCUUUGGGGGAGAGUGGCCAGAAGGCGGGCAUAGCUUUGGAUGCAUAUUUGCUGCUAGCCAAGCUUUGCUAUGCUUGCGGCGAAUACGAGCAGAGUCUGGAGAACUUUAUCAAGGCGGAGCUGAAUACGCUGGCUGAAAAGGAGUUGACGCUGCGCAGCUUGAAGAUCUUGGCCGAAUCGUAUGCUAUUAAGGGACUCUGCUUGGAACAGCAAGCAUACAAACCCACGUCCAAGUUCAAAAAGGCCGAGAAGGAUACGGAAAUGAUCUGCUGCUUCGAGCGCGCCUCUGAUUUGGGUCUGCUCUACCUACAGGAAUAUGAUAUUGUGAGUGGAAGUAAUAGCUCCUCGAAUAACUCGACCGCGGGCUCCUUACUGAAUGUCGGCGUGCAGCAAUCGUUGAGUAGCUUUGCCAUUAGCAGCACCAUCCCGAGCAGCAGUGUAACCCUGGAGGUCAGUCGUCGUAUGGGCGCCAUACUGGAGACGGCGCUGCAGCGGGCGCCCAUUGUUCUAAUAAAGGCGGGCAAGCUGCAAGCAGCUGUGGAAAGAUAUCGCAUAAUGCUAAAUGCCAUUGAGACGCGAGCAACGCAAUCGUUGCGUUUGACGCUCGCCCGUCAGCUGGCCGAGGUGCUGCUCCGUGGAGUGUCGGGCACAAUCUAUGCGCCUCCUUUUACCACCAAGUCGGGUGGCAGUACUUUGCGUGGCGGCGGCGCCACCAAACGGCUAUGGAAGCCACGCAAAUAUGCAGCCAGGCAGCAAUUUACGCCACGCAAUCAACAGGAGGAGGUCAUUCUCCUGCUCCUGAUUGCCGAGGCACUUGCUGUUCGGGACACCGUACUAUCGCAAAGUCCAGAGUUUAAGCAAGCGCGACAACACGCCAUGGGCAAUGUAACGGCUGUCUACGAUCUGCUGACGCUGGCCACGAUACGCUGGGGUCUGGUGCAGCUGCUCAACGAAUCCUUCGAAAAGGCCCUCAAGUUCAGCUUUGGCGAGCAGCACGUCUGGCGGCAAUACGGACUUAGUUUGAUGGCCGCGGAAAAGCAUGCGCAUGCGCUGCGUGUUCUGCAGGAGUCGAUUAAACUGACGCCGGGAGAUCCGUUGCCUUGUCUGUUGGCCUCGCGCCUCUGCUACGAGAGUCUGGAGACGGUAAAGCAGGGACUCGACUAUGCGCAGCAGGCGCUCAAGCGGGAAGUUAAGGGUCUUCGGCCAUCCCGAAGCCAACUCUUCGUGGGCAUUGGCCAUCAGCAGCUGGCCAUACAGGCCACGCUCAAGAGCGAUCGCGAUAGUUACAAUAAAUUAGCGCUAGAGUCUUUAGAGCGUGCCGUCCAGCACGAUGGCAACGACCACCUGGCCGAGUACUAUCUGUCCCUGCAAUAUGCGCUGCUCAAUCAGCUAGGCGAGGCUCUGAGUCACAUUCGCUUUGCAUUGGCUCUACGCAUGGAGCAUGCACCCUGUCUGCAUCUGUUUGCUCUGCUGUUGACAGCUUCACGACGACCGCGCGAGGCGCUGGGCGUGGUGGAGGAUGCCCUGCAUGAGUUUCCCGAUAACUUGCAGCUGCUGCAUGUAAAGGCACAUCUCCAACUGAACCUGGAAGAUGCCGAGACGGCGCUGUCCACAGUGCAGCACAUGCUCGCCGUCUGGCGCGAGGUGUACGAGGCGCAGCUGGCAGGCGAGGAGGAAAAGCAUUCGGAUACCAAGAGCGGCAUCCACUUGAUUCACUCAUCGCAAAUGUCUGACAAGGAUUCGAAUUCUGUCUAUGCUGCUUCGCUGGCUGCAGUAUCGCGCGUGGAGCAGGCUCUCAGUGAGGCGGCCAGCUCGCUGAGCUCGUUUACACAAAGGCCGGGACCGCGCCGUCCCUGGAUGCUGCAAAUCGAGAUCUGGCUGCUGCUCGCUGAUGUCUAUAUGCGCAUCGAUCAGCCGAAUGAGGCGCUCAAUUGCAUACACGAAGCCACGCAAAUAUAUCCACUCUCGCAUCAGAUCAUGUUUAUGCGCGGUCAGGUUCAUGUGUACUUGGAGCAAUGGCUGGAUGCGAAGCAAUGCUUCUUGAAUGCCGUUGCCGCCAAUCCGAAUCAUACCGAAGCUUUGCGUGCUCUAGGCGAAACGCAUUUAAUAUUGGGCGAACCACGGCUGGCUGAAAAAAUGCUCAAGGAUGCUGCUAAAUUGGAUCCCAAUUGUCCAAAGAUUUGGUUCUCGCUGGGCCAGGUUAUGGAAACAUUAGGAGAUUACAAUUCAUCCGCCGAUUGUUUUGCCACGUCGCUGCAAUUGGAGCCGUCUUGUCCGGUGCUUCCGUUCACCACGAUUCCUUUAGUUUUCGAAUAGUCAUUUCGUGUGAACAUCUGCAUUUCGUUUUCUUUUCUGAUAUAUAUAUAUAUAUAUAAACCACACCAAAACUAACCUCAAAUGAACAACAAAAACAGACGAACCGAGCAAUAUUACUUUCUAGAAGAUUGAACGAUAUGUAUUUUUGAUUAUUUUAUUAUUAUUAAUUUAUUCCGUUGUUAUUGUCAGUAUUAGGACAAGCGUUGAUGGUGUAAAUCGUGUAUCGUGUAUCGUGUAUCUGUGUAAAUUAUUAGCUACUCCUAUUCGAGAAUGUUUAACUAAGCCAAUUAUCUAUUAUUAACUGAAAAGCGUAAUUGUAUUUAAAUUACUUCAUUCAUAUUAAUAUGAAGUCGGGAAUUUAUGCGAAACAAAUGUGUAU
Molecule: messenger RNA, 3161 nt
Organism: Drosophila hydei
Lineage: Eukaryota; Metazoa; Arthropoda; Insecta; Diptera; Drosophilidae
Gene: Ttc7
Product: tetratricopeptide repeat protein 7B
Exons: 9
Coding region: 209-2782 (857 amino acids)
Biological process (GO): phosphatidylinositol phosphate biosynthetic process; protein localization to plasma membrane
Cellular component (GO): plasma membrane
Molecular function (GO): protein binding
Source: RefSeq, a predicted model, not a curated record